UAGAAUUGGGGGGGUAAAAAGGAAGAGGGGAAUAGUGGAGAUGAGUAAUAGUUCGCUGUCGUCAUCGCCGGCAAGGUCAUCGAUAUCUACGACGGCGGUGGCUGGGAGUGCAAAUGCGGUGGUCGGAGGGUCAUCUCUAUCCGUCGAGGACUACCACUUUCCGGCGGAUCUCAUUUCAAUUCAGGACCGCAAAGACGAGGCGCUUCUUGUUCUGAAAGCUGACCUGAUGGCUGCUUUGAACAAAGAAGUUAAAUCCCUUGAUGAGGAUAGCUGGAUGUUUGAGGGACCCCGAUCUCGUAUUAAUCUUAUUUCAAGACCAGGAUCUGUCACUGAAUUUGGCUGUGUGAAAUGUUUGGUUACUAGUUGAUGCAGCAUAUAGGGAAAGGGAAGGUGGGCUUCUACAGAAGCGUUUUGGAAUUACGAAGCAUCAUAACUUGGCCCCUAAAAACUGAUUUGUAUAUCCUUAAUAAAGAAAUUACCAUGAGCCAGCGAGAGGUGACCAUCAAGUUUCUUGAACUGAUUCAUGCCUUCUAUAAUAGCUUGAGCUAGAGUACUGGCUUAAGAGGGACCAAGAUGCCUGGAUAUGCCAUUCUGCUUGAAGUUUGUCAUGGUCUGCUCUGUAUCUGCUCUUGAUGUACUCUAAAUUUCUGCAACAGUAAACUUGUUAGUUUAGAGCAGCCAUCGGUGCUUUGUCCAGUGAUAGCUGCUUAGAAAGUGUCAACACUUUCUUGUUGAAUACAGCCAUUCAGUUGCUAAUAGGACUAGCUAGGAAUGUUGGAAAUAAACGCCUGGUGAAACUUUGAUACUUCUAUUAUCAAAUCUUGCUUCUUCAAAUAUUAUAGUCUCCCGGGCCUUGUUUUGAAGAUUCUGUUAA
Coffea arabica (coffee) is the source of this 874-nucleotide messenger RNA. RefSeq names its product protein SAMBA-like. Lineage: Eukaryota; Viridiplantae; Streptophyta; Magnoliopsida; Gentianales; Rubiaceae. Gene Ontology annotation, molecular function: anaphase-promoting complex binding. Gene Ontology annotation, biological process: negative regulation of organ growth. The record is from RefSeq and is a predicted model, not a curated record.